Molecule: messenger RNA, 1918 nt
Organism: Pseudovirgaria hyperparasitica
Lineage: Eukaryota; Fungi; Ascomycota; Dothideomycetes; Acrospermales; Acrospermaceae
Product: general substrate transporter
Exons: 3
Coding region: 158-1792 (544 amino acids)
Biological process (GO): transmembrane transport; carbohydrate transport
Cellular component (GO): membrane
Molecular function (GO): carbohydrate:proton symporter activity
Source: RefSeq, a predicted model, not a curated record
GACCACGAGUUUACGGCCCUGGUGCCGUUGUGGGGUAAUUAGACCAGGCGAUUGGCCUUGCAAAGUCUUUAUAAAGAAAUGGGCGCAACGAAUUGUCUGUCUGACAGGUUCCCCGACUUUACCAUCGCCAUCAAUAUUGUCUCCCUACCUCGUCAUCAUGGGUCUUCUAACACUGGUCGAAGACAGGCCUACACCCAAAAAUGUCUACAACUGGCGUGUAUACACAGCCGCAACAGUCGCCAGUUUCGCAUCUUGUAUGAUAGGAUACGACUCCGCUUUCAUUGGUACCACUCUGGCAUUACAGAGCUUUGUCGAUGAGUUUGGGUUCGCAGAGAUGUCCGCAUCUCAUCUCGCUCUCGUCAAAGCCAACAUCGUCUCUGUCUACCAAGCCGGUGCUUUCUUCGGCUCUCUCUUCGCAUAUGUUAUGAGUUAUUUUCUCGGCCGCCGAAAGACUCUCUUCGCCUUCGUUAUGGUAUUCAUAGUUGGAGCAGGUAUGAUGCUUGGUGCCAACGGACAAAGAGGGCUAGGACUCAUAAUCGGCGGCCGCGUGUUGGCUGGCAUAGGGGUUGGCGGUGCCUCAAACAUGGUGCCCAUCUACAUUUCCGAGCUCGCACCUCCGGCGGUUCGUGGACGUCUUGUUGGUAUAUACGAGAUGGGAUGGCAGAUUGGUGGUCUUGUGGGAUUCUGGAUCAAUUAUGGGAUCGCAGAGACACUUGCCCCGAGCCACAGCCAAUGGAUUAUCCCGUUCGCAGUUCAACUCAUUCCGGCUGGCUUGUUACUCGUUGGUGCACUUUGGCUUCGUGAAUCUCCGCGCUGGUCAUUCUCUAUGGGACGUCGCGAGGAAGCCAUCAAGAAUCUGUGUUGGAUCCGCAACCUACCGGCUGAUCACAUCUAUAUCAUAGAGGAGAUUUCCUACAUCGAUGCUGACCUUGAGCGCUUCCGUACCGAAGUGGGUGCUGGAUUCUGGAAGCCUUUUGCUGCAUGCAAGCAGCCGAAGGUUUUGUGGCGGUUCUUUCUUGGUGGUAUGCUCUUCUUGCUGCAAAAUGGAUCAGGCAUAAACGCGAUCAACUAUUAUUCUCCCACGGUGUUCAAAUCGAUCGGGAUUCAGGGAACAAACACGUCCUUUCUCACGACCGGAAUCUUCGGCGUCGUGAAAACCGUGAUAACCUUCAUAUGGCUUCUCUUCCUCAUCGACCACCUCGGCCGCCGUCGCCUCCUAAUGAUCGGCGCAACCGGUGGCUCGCUUUGCAUGUGGUUCAUUGGCGCCUACAUCAAGCUUGCAAACGUAUCGGCAAAUACUAAGAACACGCAACUGUCAUCUGGCGGGAUCGCAGCUAUGUUCUUCUUCUACCUAUGGACUGCAUUUUACACUCCAAGCUGGAAUGGUGUGCCAUGGGUCAUCAAUUCGGAAAUGUUUGACCAAAACACUCGAUCUCUCGGCCAAGCCUCCGCCGCCGCCAACAAUUGGUUCUGGAACUUCAUCAUCAGUCGUUUCACGCCGCAGAUGUUUCUCAAGAUGGAGUACGGGGUGUACUUUUUCUUUGCCUCGCUCAUGAUACUGUCUGUGCCGUUUGUCUUCUUCCUUAUUCCGGAGACUAAGAGUGUGCCGCUUGAGUACAUGGAUAGAUUAUUUGAGAUCAGGCCCGUCAGAAAAGCCAAUAAGAUCGUGAUUAGCGAAUUGGGUGAGUUGGAGGCUGAAUUUAGACAUGAUGUAGCAUUGGUUAAAGGCGAGAAGGCCGUUGAGGAGAGGUUUGAAACGGCGGAGCAGGGGCAGGAAACCAGGAGAAGUUGAUACUUGGCCUGCCGAUGAAGAAUCACAUUGCAAAAUUCUAUCGCGCAUUUGUACAAAGAUGGAUCUUUUGUGUUGCAUUGCCUGUGAUUACACUUUCCUUCUUUACACUAUGCGUAUGAAAUUAAU